Messenger RNA from Diaporthe amygdali, 1959 nucleotides. RefSeq lists its product as uncharacterized. The coding region runs from base 1 to 1959 and encodes 652 amino acids. The transcript has 3 exons. The record is from RefSeq and is a predicted model, not a curated record. NCBI's taxonomy places the organism in Eukaryota, Fungi, Ascomycota, Sordariomycetes, Diaporthales, Diaporthaceae.
AUGGCUGCGGAAGCCUCCUCUCAAGCAGGCCACGUGCAAGAUGUGCACACUGGCAGCGAGGGCAUCAACAACCAAGAGACGUCCGUGACGAUUCAGAGAAUCCAGGAGCUCCUGAAGACCAAGAACGAUACAUCAAGGUUUGUCGGCCUCGCACUUCUAAAGACUGUCCUCGACAACUCACCACAACUACGAGAAGAUGAGGAAGCCAUCACGACACUGUGGCAGAGCGUUUCGCCCAAGUUCCUCGACCGCCUCCUGAGGAGUGGUGCCAGGCAGGGCCCAUCAGCCAAAGAUGCCAAGGACAUGAUUGAUAUAGCAGUUGCUGUCGUCCACAUCUUCUCGGUGCUACUCCCAGAUGCCUCCAAGAAGGACCCAAGUCUUGUGGGCCGGAUACCAGCCCUGGUGUCGGUGAUACUGCAUAGCUCCGAAGACACUACGCAGCUUGUCCUCCAGACUCUUUUGACUCUUGUUAGUCAUCCAGAAGGGGCCAAGGAGUUCGUGGCCAUAGACGAUGUCAGCGCUCUCAUUGAGAUCGCGCCGUCACAGCCUCUUGCACUGGACAUAUUCCUGUAUGCUUACUCGCAAUCUGCUACGUUUGCGGAAGAUGGGGCUUCCAUCAGAUCCAAGGUCGAUAAGACCAUUCAGGGUUUGAUUGCUUCAUUCAAAGGAACGGAUGCUGUCACGCUCCUGGCCUUUCUCGCCGAGCUCCUGCGGAGGCUGGACCCUGAAUGCGUGCCCCGGAACCCAGCUUGGUUGAAGACAGCCACGGGUUUCAUCCGCAAUCUUGUGACUAGCAAACCCACAGCAGCCGGCCGUGCUGCUUACACCAACCUCGCAGCCUCAUUGCUCAAGAUUUGUCCCGCUGAUACAUCUAAGCUGCUCUUCACAGACGAGACAAAGUCAGAAAAGCCGUUCCCAUACCUUCUAGUGAAUUUGAUACUCGUUGACCUCCGCUCAUCCUUCCCAAGCCUUCUGAGUCAACUCAACAGCUCCAACUACGAAAGCACAUCAAAACGACUCGCAUCAGCGUUUGACGUCGUCUCAGCCUUUAUCGGCUUUCUGGUCCGCUUCUUAGAUGACGAGAGCCUAGAAACCCCCAUAUCGUCACUUAUGAUGGCCCCGGACUUCCUCCUGAAACUACGUCAAUCCAUUGCAGAAACCCUCUCCCUCGCCAUCGAGUACCUACGCGACCGGUGGGAUGCUGCAGAAGCAGGCGCCAUGGGUCUGCACCCGGACGCAAGGCUAGAGGCGGCCAACACAACACGGGGCUCACAUUUCACCCUGGCUUGGGACUCGAAGAUCGACAGCGCCAGCCAGGACCCCCUCAUUCUUGCUGCGGUCAGAGCGCUGGCCAUCUGGCUACGCGAGGAUGACAAUGAUAUGCUGAGGAAGGAGGCUGUCGGGCUUACGGAUAUGUUAUUGGACCUCUACAAAUCUAGCGCGGAGGACGGCGCACGUCUCGACUUUAGGCGGCCCGUCCUUGUCGCUCUGGAAGGGACUACUGCCCUCGAGGAUGGCGCCGCUUCGCUGUUGGACAAUAACGGCUGGGAGGUCCUGACGCAAGACCUGCUCACUAUCCUGCGCUCUACAUCGUCUACAACUAGCGAGGAUGAGGCGGCUAGGGGAACAGAGAUAGUGCGAGUGUUGAUUGCCGUGGUCGAGAGGGAGAGCCCCGGCAGCCGCGAGGCGUGGAUGGCAGUUGUCACCGCGGUUGCGGCGUGGGCCGUGCCGGACGCGGACCAGACGCCGGCCGUGUACGAGUUCCAGGUUGCCGUGUUGCAGCUCGUCGCAGCGCUGAUGGAUAACACGCACUCCGGGAUGCAGAGGCGGUAUGUCCACUCGAUCAGUGCUGUGCUGGGGAUCGUGGAACAGCUCAUGGGAAAGAUUGUCAAGAUUCAUGAUGAGGCGUUGGAGGAUAGCCUCAGGGAUGUGGAGACCACUCUGAGUGCACUGAGAUAG